Messenger RNA from Dreissena polymorpha, 4939 nucleotides. RefSeq lists its product as uncharacterized. Gene Ontology annotation, molecular function: calcium ion binding. NCBI's taxonomy places the organism in Eukaryota, Metazoa, Mollusca, Bivalvia, Myida, Dreissenidae. The transcript is spliced from 11 exons. The coding region runs from base 105 to 4133 and encodes 1342 amino acids. The record is from RefSeq and is a predicted model, not a curated record.
GCAGAGAUGUUUGGAUUCGUGCUCCAAGCAACGUAUUAGCAAACACUUGUCAGCAAGUGCGCGUGUGCAAAUCUCAAAGGUCGGGAGAGACUGGAAGUGACGUCAUGCAAUCUUGGAACGCAACUCUUAUCAACACCUCAUGUACGACACCUGGAGUUGCGAUUUGCAGGGCUCAGGCAAAAGCAUUCGAAGGUAAACAAGUUUCCGAAGUAAUAAUAACGGACGCUUCCGGUUCCAUAGAUCUGUUCUGCGUCGGCGGCAGUAACUAUAGCCACGGACAGCUUCUUGUUCACCAAUUCAGGGCUUCAUCUGGACACAGGAUCGUGUUCGAGUUUCAUAAUUACGACAUCGAGUGGCAGGAGGAUUGUCUCUACGACUUCCUUGAAACACGAGGCAUGGUUGCCGACCGCCGUCUGUGUGGCCUGUCCGCCGUCGGCACGGUAUUUGUUUCCGUUGGUAACAACGCAUCCGUAGUAUUCUCUGCUGACGACGACAAGUCGGCUUGUGGAUUCAAUUUAAGCUGGAACACUCUGAACGCAAAUUCGGCGCUUCCGCUACAGUAUACGACGGACACCAAUCAAACCGGCGUCGUUCAAACGCUUAACUUUCCUAAUGCGUUUCCCGACACAUUAGAGGGAUGCGUAGACAUAGAUACCAAAGACAAUUACCGAAUUAUUCUAGAAAUCACAAACAUUUCAUUUUCUAACGAUAUCCAUGGAAAGCACGUGCUGAAUAUCACUUCCGCUUCCGGUGGAUAUAUCAAGGCGUUUACAGCGGGCGCACGUUUUUCAGACUUAACGGAGUCCGAGCGUUUGUUUGUUGCUGACGACGGCGCCCGCCUAUGUGUACAUGCGGAGAGGCUUAGUGCGGGAGAAGGGUUCAGAGCGCAGUUUGAAAUGGUUCCGAAGAAUGAAACAAAUCUGAAAGUCAACAUUGCGUUACAACCGAAUGAGUGGCAGACGAUUUCGACCAUUUUAUAUCCGACGGAAGUGCCGACAGACUUGACGCAGACCACAGUUAUAAGCACCGCACUUGGAUAUAGUCUUAUAGUUUCACUUAAUAUACUCGCCGAUCCAGACGACCAGAGAUGCGUGAACGCCUCGUUACACGUGUUUGAUACGUCAAUCGACGCUUCUGGUGUCUCAUUGGCGACGUUCACGUGCAAAGUUGUGUUGGAAACGGGCGCAAAUGUCAAGUUUUCUUCAUUUCUCAACAGCCUCACUUUGGUGUUAUUCAGCGGAAACCAGGGGAAUAGCACGCCGCAUUUUCAUUACUAUGGAAACGUCACUACAGUUAAAGAUGACACAUACAUCGAGAAGACGAGAAACGUGUCUGGAACGCUUGACAGAUGCCCCACCUGUCAAAAUGGAGGAAACUGCACGGAAACCGGAAGUGAAAGGUUUCGGUGCGCGUGCUCAUCGCCAUUUACAGGUCUGUUCUGUCAGACGACUCACUGCGAACUGUCGCCUUGCCUAAACGGGACAUGUAGUCAUGACGACGCAGGAUUCACGUGCACGUGUUUCCCGGGCUACGGAGGCAAGCGUUGCCAAAUGGACCUUGCUGUAUGCGGCAGAAAGUUCUGUUCCGGUCGAGGACAGUGUAAUAUAUCCACAAACGAUACGAUCUCGUGUCUGUGUGCAAUAGAGUAUAAAGGCGAAACGUGCAUGGAGUUGGUGCAGUACGUGACUAGCAAGACGGAGGAGACGAUUGGUCAGAAGCUCCUAAAGGAGCCUAUCUGGAUUGGGCUGAUCGUAAUCAUAAACCUUAUCCUCUUCUUCGUCGUCGCUUGCAUCGUGCGCCGGAAGUGCGGUACCCGCAUCCUUGAGAUACUCCCCAGCUGGAAGUCUCCGGUGUCAUCGCCCAAAGUCGAGAACUCUUCUCCGAAUGCUACGGAACGGAGCGUGUCUGUUUCUAUGGAAACUUCCAGACACACCGGCACACCGCUGUCAGGGCGACCCUCCGUCAGCAUCAUCACUGCUCAUGUGCACAAUAUCAAUGACACUUCAAAUCAGACGACACCCGUUCUAGACGAAGGGAAUUGCCAUGCGGCGCUCAAACUCUUCGCUUCCUAUAAUUCACAGAAGGAGGAGAACGUGACUCCCGGGAUGGCGUCCAUUGAGGAUCCGGACGUCUCUAUGGCCGCCAUCAACGUGUGCGACCUCAACGCCUGCGGUAUAAAAGGGGGCUCGUUUUCCUUACCUCGCGAUUCUUCGUUUGGACUUAGACCUCAUGGGAUAAUGCGCUCGUUCACUGACGGCGCCGAUAUGCCUGAUCUUGAAACAAAAAGACAAACGUUUUUUACCGACGGGCACCGAGUGUCAUCUUUCGGAGGAAUGCCGACGAGGGGUUCUCCGUCGAACGCCGGCGGUUUUGAAAGCUCAACGAGUCCACAAAACGCAAAACUGAACGCGUACGGACAUUGCUACCCGGAAGUUAAGAUAAUAAAUGAACAUAAUGUUGAACAGCAAAUCAUCGGCGCAACAGCGAUUGAAAUUAAGGACUUUGGACCGUAUUUAACGUCGGAGGCUUCACCGGUAGACAGCGGGUAUCCGUCCACAGUGAAGAGAAGCUCAAAUCGUGGAUCGAUCGAAAGCCAGACUAGUCAACGGUCGCGGGCGUCGGCAUCAACGAAACGGAAGCUGUUCGGCGCUAAGAGCUCCUCUUUUUAUAACAUAGGAAGUCUGGAACGAUACCGGAUGCCGGAAGUUGACGAGGCCAGACAAUUGUCGGCUCCCGGAAGUAGCACCAAUACGCGGCUGAGCUGGGACAGAUGGGCGUCCGUUGAGUCUGAGAAUUGCAAAACGUGCAGAAAAUUGAAUUCGAUGUCCAAAAAUAAUGUCUCUUUUAAUUCUCAUCAAACCAGACGUCCAAAACUAAGACCGAGCCAUUAUUCUUACGACUGUCGCCGAAGGCAUAAAUAUAGACGCCAUAGAGCGAAUUUAUCCUGCAGCUGCUGUUUUGACAAACGACAUAGUGUGAAAUAUAAUCGAAGGAACUUCCCGUUAGCAACGGAUUCAUAUACAAGCCGUUCGCACAGUUGCGCGCGCACAAGUUCGAGCACUGAAAGCGAUUGCACGUAUGACCUCUAUCGCGGCGCUGUUUCCGACACGGAAAACAUUUGUCGUAGACAGUUCGUGACUUCAUCGCGUCGCAGCAGACAACAAUCCGAACGAUUGUUUGUAAAACCGCUAGACUAUAAAUCUAAAAUGAUGAACGCUUUUUUGGAUGACGUUUGCAACGAAAGUCAUUUCAGAGAGCGAUUAAAUUCGGACACAGCGUACAGCCGAUUUAGCCAUCCAAUGGAAGGAAUGUCGUCUUUAAAAUUAGGUACUAGUCAUAGGGAACAUUCCAAGCGUAAAUGUAUUGCUAAACCGCCUUCUACGAAGGCAACUAUGCAUUUCGGCGAUGAACUAUUGCCAGAAGCACCGGGAUCUUCUGUCGAUCAAAUGUACGGUAAAGCUAGAAACCAUGGUGACGGCAAAAAAGCCAGCGAUUCAGACGAGUCGAAGGCCAGUGCCGGUGGCGUGUCCGCCUACCAGACUCAGAUCAAGGACCGGGACUCCGCCUAUCAGACGAUCAAGGACCGAGACUCCGCCUACCAGACUCAGCAACAGUCACUGGACCGAUUUAAGGAGGACCGAAUAUUUCUGACUUCCGGUUCUUACCAGGAUAAGAGCAGCAAUGGCAACAUAGCAGAAGAACGCGUGAAGCAACACCUGUAUCAGGCGGCACUAAAAUUGGCAAUGAUCCAAAACAAACCGAACGCAUCCAAGGACAGUGCGGUUAUUGUGUCAGAAGACGAACUGUCCACGGAUGAUAGUGAACACACCUGUGCACAAAAAUCGGCUGUCGGUCGACGGACAAGCCUCGGUCUGAUGUUCCAGCUAGCGGAAAUGACGCUGUCACAAGUAAAGGAGGAGCUAUCCGGCGUCUCAAAGGACUCCGACAGCUAUCCGACACCCAACAACGAGCCUACUUCUUCACACAUGACGUCACUCAACCCCAGUGCAAAGACUUUUGACAGCCAUCUAACGGCAAACAACGAGUCUGCUUCUAUACAUAUGACGCAACUGAACCCCAGUGCAAAGACUUUUGAUAUAAUGUCAAUGGCGCUUGAAGAGACGCUAGUGUGACGUCAAAACAAACUUGCCAACGAACAUAUGACGUCAUUGAACCCCAAUGCAAAGACUGUAGACAUGACGCCUAUGGCGCUGGAAUAGAUCGUGCCUAAAUACGUUUUCUGGUCCUGAACCCCGAAGCAAACACUAUGGGCAUGACGUCCAUGGCGCUGAAUGAGACCUUUGUGUGACGUCACUUACUUUAGUUUUGUUAGAAAUAUUACACAAUUUAGUUCAUUUCAUGAAUGAACUAGCAAUCACUUCCAAUAAUUGAACGUGUCUUAGUCCUUGCAAAACACGAAGAAUGUAUGUUCUGAUGUUUAACGUUUAGUUCAAUGAGGAUUGUCAAGUCUAUGAGCGUUAUAAAUGUUUGUUAUCACCAAGGCCUUUUAAGGCUCAAAUAAUGUGAUUGAGUGCAACACAUGAAGAUUAGAAUUUCUUGAACAAUCCUAUCAGAUUUGCUGAAGUGAAGAAAAUUUCAAGAAAUUGAUUUCCCAAAAAGUAUAUCAUUGGUCAAUGCUUAAUUAGUUUUUAUGUUGAUGUUUGAAAUAACACAAUUAUUUAAUCACAUUACCAAUAUAACUAAAUGUACAAAGAUAUCCAUUUAAAUAAAAUGAAGAACGGAAAAAUAGUUUAAUCAUUUGUGAUUGCACUCAGUUUCAGUAACACAGUCGUCUCCCUUGCUGGAUAUCCAAUCACUUCUCGGGCUGUUAGCAAAUAUUUUACUGGGUCCGAGCAUAGUCGUUAAAGAGACGCGUUCACAGAGUGAAACAAUGACAAUUAAACAAGACAUGUAUUACACAGAUGUGUAUUCAUCAUAU